UCGCAAAUAAAAAUUGGAUCUGUUGUAUAAAUAAAUGAACAUAGUUACACUACAAAAGCCUAUUAGAAUUGUGUUUUUUUGGUCGAAGUAUAAGCCCAACCAUAAAGCGCAAGCAGUACAUUUAGUUUCAAAAGCUGAAUAAGUCGAUUGUUGUCCAAGAACCUCUUACCAACUCCCCAAUUUAAAUAAAAAUGAAACUCUUCUGUUUAUUAAUAUCUUUAUUCUUUAUGGAAGUUUUGGCACCUUAUGAUCGUUAUAUGGAAUUAGUUCACAUUACAACUAUUGGCAUCAAACUUGCUUAUGAAAAGAAUGAUUUAACUAUAGGAGGUAGAUCUGAAGCAAAUGGAUUGGAGUAUCUAAUAGAGACAAUGGUUGAUAAUGUCAAUAAUGACCUGACCUACCAAAAUUUCCGCCAUAUUAAUUUUUUGACAGCUGUACCGGAUCAUCCACAAAUUCUCAUGAGAAGAACAGAAGUCUAUGAUGAUUUAUUCGACAAAAUGAUUCAAGACAUAGAGAGUAAAUUAGGAAUUGAUAUGCCAGGAGAUUAUUUCGGUGAUAAGAAAACAUUGAUAAACCUUGCAAACAUGAGAAGAGACUUUGUUGCUUGGUCUUUAAAAAGUAUAAUCAGACGUCGUAUGCUAGGAUCUGUACAGGAUGUUAUAUCGUUACCCAAUUGUCGUUUGCUCGGAAUAUACUGGAGUACACUAAGUCCAGAAUCAUACAUAAGCGAAGUUAACAUUGACUCGCCUAGCCGUACAUGUAUCAUAACAAGUUGUUCUGCUACCGAAAUGACAUUCAGGAAAAUCGGUGCUACAUGGUCAGUUUUUAGCUCAUAUGGCCUUGACAAUACACUCGAGUAUUACUUACAACACGGACGUCCACAAACUGCACCCACAUACUAACCCAUUGUCAGAAAAACACUGGCAUCCUUAUUUUGUUCUUUACGUAAUAUAUUAUAGUUCAUCAUAUUAUUAUCACUAUAUACACUAUAAAAUCAGAAAUUUUAAAAUAUUAUACAUAUAUUUAAGCUGACGGGAAAACAACCGUCUUAGGAUUUUUUCAAUAAUAUAUUUCACAUAAUACAUUUUUUGUAUAGUAAGUACGUAAUGCUAUAAGCCUAUUUCUGUAUCAUGUCAGGUCUAUCAAAAAAAUA
Molecule: messenger RNA, 1153 nt
Organism: Adelges cooleyi (spruce gall adelgid)
Lineage: Eukaryota; Metazoa; Arthropoda; Insecta; Hemiptera; Adelgidae
Exons: 11
Coding region: 192-902 (236 amino acids)
Source: RefSeq, a predicted model, not a curated record